AUGAGUGAAGUGAAGGAAGGAGUUAAGAUUGAAUUACUUCGUUUAAGUCCCCCUUUGUUUAAUAACAAUAUAUGGAAUAUGUUUAAAAUAAGUGAAAUGGAGAAAAUAAAUUUUGAUAAGAAUAUAAAUGAUAAUAUUAGUUUAUCAAAUGAAAUAAGUUUAAGUCUACCUAUAAAUUCUCGAAAGGUUUAUAUAGGUCAGAACUUUAAAUCUCAAAUUAAUAUAUCUAGCAAUUUAAAAAACAAUAUACAAGUGAAUUUAAUAAAUGUGGAUGUUUGGACUAGGGAUAAUAAUUUUAACAUUUAUAAAAAUGAAGAAUCAGUAAAUAUAUCUCCUAAUACCUUUUUUAGUUUUGUAACAGGUUUUCCUGUGUAUUUCUUUGAUGUUUUUACAUGCACUGCGGAAUAUAAAAUUGGAAAUGAAAAGAAAAAAUUAAAAAAAGAUUUUAACUUUAUUAGUAGAGAUCCAUUUAAUAUAAGGUCUACUUUAAUACAUAAAAAUGAUAAACUAUACAUACAAAUGAUAAUGAGAAACACUGAGGAAGAUAACAUAAUGUUAAAUGAUAUUAUACUUAAAGAUAUAAAAUAUGAAUUAAUUAAAAACCAAGGAUAUAAUAAAGUUCAUAAUGGAAUACAUUAUUUUAAACAACAUGAUGAAUAUUCUAUGAUUUUUCGUAUAGAUGAUGAAGUAAGUAAAUCAUAUAUAUUAAAUAAUACAUUAGAUAAUGAUAAUAUAACAAAUAUGGAAAUAAUAUAUUUUACUAAUAAUGGUGGGAAAGGAAUACAUAAUUUACAUUAUUUAAAGAAAAAUACUAGUACAGAUAAUUUUAAGAUAUACUUAAAAGAAAAUGAUAAUAUUUUUUAUAAAAUAAAUAAAAUAUAUAACUUUGAAAUUAUUUUUGAAAAUAAUUCUGAUGAAGAUAUGUUUUUGGAAAUUUUUGUUCACAAUAAUUCAAAUAUUCAUAUUGUUAAUAAUUUUGUUAAAGCACAUAUAAUAAAGAGUAAAACCAAAAAAUCUCAUUUUUUUUAUACUUUAUUUAUUAACCAAGGAAUUCAUUUUUUUAAUAAUAUUACUAUAUAUAAUAAAAAAACCAAAAAAAAGAAAGAAUAUAUAAAACUAUUUAAAUUGUUUGUUAAAUAA
Messenger RNA from Plasmodium gaboni, 1140 nucleotides. Its product is annotated as conserved protein, unknown function. The coding region runs from base 1 to 1140 and encodes 379 amino acids. The record is from RefSeq and is a predicted model, not a curated record. The transcript has 2 exons. Gene Ontology annotation, cellular component: TRAPPIII protein complex. NCBI's taxonomy places the organism in Eukaryota, Apicomplexa, Aconoidasida, Haemosporida, Plasmodiidae.